AUGAGCCCCGACGCGGAGGUCGACAGGAACGGGCUCACCGCCUUGCACUACGCCGCAGGGCGCGGAGAUCUGCAGAUCUGCAGAUUGCUGCUGGAGCUCGGUGCUGGCGUCGACACACGAAACAAGGACCUCCGCACGCCGCUGAUGUGGGCAGCCAGAAACGGGCACGUCGAGGCAUGCGAAGAGCUGGUGAGGAGGAAGGCUGACAUCCAUGCUGCUAACAAGCUUGGGAUUUGCUGCCUGCACUGGGCUGCAUGGGGUGGCUCCUUGGAUGCUGUGGCUUACCUCUUGGACCAGGCUGCCGACAUCAAUGCAGUCUGCAACGCCGGAUGCAACGUGGCAGUUUGGGCGGCAACUGCGGGCUCGUAUGACAUGUGCCUGUGGCUGCAUGAGAAGCGAGCCGACUUCGCAUCCACAAACAAGAAUGGGCAUGGCGUGCUGAACAAGGCCGCAUGGCGAGGUCACAGCGUGAAGCUCAUGACGUGGAUGCUGGGCAUUGAAAGCAUAGAAGAGCAACUCUUUGAGCAAGACUGGGACGGCGAGUUGCCUGUGGACCGGGCUCGUCAGAAAGGUCAUACUGCUCUUGCAGAAUGGCUGCAUCAGCAGAUGUGUGCAAGGAGGCCUUCUUGGCAAGAGGCCAUAGAAAAGAUAGCUGCUUACAGACUCAGAGCGGCAAGACAGCUGGUUGCGCCCAAGGUGACCCUGAAGAAGCAUGGCGAGUUCGAGGGAGGAGACUUCUGGGAGGAGCACGAGGAUUUGCUUAAGAAAGCUUGGCAAGAGCGAAGUCCUUCGCACCCAGAGCUGCAUGACUUUGGCCCAGCCUUCGAAGACCGGUACAUUCAUCCCAAGCUUCGCGACGCUGCCCAGCAGGCACGGGAAGCCAAGGGUGAGGAGGCUGCAUGGAGCCUCUUUGAAGAGAUUAUUCCGGGGGUAUUUGCGAGCGACUGCCUUUUCACUGCGGAGUUUCGGCAAGACUUCCUUGGGGAACUUGAGAGCAUCGAGGCCGCUGGCAUCCCGACCAGAAGACCCAACGGCAUGAACAGGUACGGAGUGAUUCUGGAUCAGGUGGGCUUCGAGCGAAUGCUGGAGGGACUGGUGGCAGCCUACGUGCGCCCGCUUGGUGCCAUGCUUUUCCCUGAGCUGGUGGGAGCCAACGAUGCAGACGAGCACUAUGCGUUUACCGUGAAAUACGAAUCAGGCGGUGACACCGAGCUUGCCAAGCAUGGGGAUGCAUCAGUGGUCACGCUCAAUCUAUGCCUGGGCCCAUCUGUUUGGGAAGGAGGCACGCUCCGAUUUUUCGAGAGUGGUGGCUCGGGAAUGUAUGCCUUGCCCAAAGGCAACGCAUCGGCUGGUGCUGGCGACAUAGUCUUCCGGCCCGGGAUGGCGCUGAUUCACCGGGGCCAGCACCAGCACCAAGCCCUGGAGCUCUUGAGUGGACAGCGCGUCAAUAUCGUGAUGUGGCUUUUCGCCCGAGACGGCGUAGUUCGCAUUGCCCCGUACGCGCCGGACGAGCAGCUUACUGCAGCACAACGCUGGGAAUCCAGACGAUGGAGGUUAGAUCUGUGA
Molecule: messenger RNA, 1566 nt
Organism: Effrenium voratum
Lineage: Eukaryota; Dinophyceae; Suessiales; Symbiodiniaceae
Source: the annotation of a GenBank genome assembly